Corticium candelabrum is the source of this 907-nucleotide messenger RNA. RefSeq lists its product as uncharacterized. NCBI's taxonomy places the organism in Eukaryota, Metazoa, Porifera, Homoscleromorpha, Homosclerophorida, Plakinidae. The coding region runs from base 225 to 779 and encodes 184 amino acids. The record is from RefSeq and is a predicted model, not a curated record. The transcript has a single exon.
UGUUAUUAUGCUGCCAACAGAUAUACACUCGUCUUAAUCAAGUAAACGUGUGCUUUGGAUAUACAGCACUAUUGAAUUCUCUUUCAACCAUCAGCCAUCAGCACACAAUUCCAAUACAGCAAUGAAUUGCUGAGGGGAUCCAGUUCAAGUUUGUUGGUAACAACGUGGACAAACAGCAGAAGGCAAGAGAUCUCAGAAGUGAUCACAGUUGGCACAAGUACCAUAUGUACAGCAUACUUGCUGUACAGAGUCGUAUCCCUACUUCACACCUUCUGCACACUGGAUAUACGGGUAGUCUUUUGGAUAUGUCCGCUAAUGACUUUCUUCCAUCCCUUCAAGAUAUGAAUACGUUCAAGGAUACUCUGAGUAUACUUGUUGCACAACUGCUUACAAAGUUCAUUCAUAGUCUAUCUUUCUUGUCAUCUGUGGUGCCUGAGCAUAUUCUACAUAAAUAUUCAAAUGCAAUGGCUACAUCAUCCACUGUUGCUGUCAUUGACGUCCUCAUGAAGAACGAAGCAGAGAGUAAGGACAUGCUAGACAUUAUGGAGACUAUGCAUGGGUACUUGGGAGAAGGCUAUGCUACAGAGAAACGAGUCCUUUCAGGUGGUGACCAGCUGACAUGCGAAAGACAAAGAGCAUCUCAGAGACAUGUCAUGUGUGGGAAUACAAGCAGGGAGAAACAGCAGAUUUUGGAGCCAGUGGUGGAAGAUUGGCAAGCCAUGGUUGCAUUUUUAGCGGUAAAGAAACAUCAUUUUGAUGAACACACGUCUAAAACCUAAAACCUAAACAUCAAGAGCUGCCUCUUGCUCAAUUAAGGAAAUUAUGCCAUAGCUCGCCAUUAUUGUGACUUGAACUUGCGACCCUUCAAGGUCCCAGAUGUAAACACUCCGUAAGAUGACUCUCUAAC